AUGACUGCAAUAACCGGCAUGAGACUGAGCGUCUCCAUAUUGAGCCUUAUCGGGAGUUCGCUGUCUGCGCUUGGUACUGGUUUCAUAUGUCUUUGCUACCUGUUCCUUCCACUAAAGCGGCAUUUCAGGCAUAGGCUGAUCCAGAGUUUGGCUCUCGCUGGUAUGUCUAAUACUUCUUGUUCCCACGAAUCUGCACUAGUGAUGCAUAUAUACUGAUAUAUAGAAUACUUCUAGACUUCCUCAAUGCUACAUCCAAUUCGGCAUCGGGCUUCUACAUCUUGGUCCGGAAUCGUGAACUGCCGGAAGGCAUUGGAUGUAGGAUGAAUGGGCUGGUAACCCAAAUCACUGUGCAGGUUAGUGAUUGCAUGGAUGGUCUGAGUGAUGAAUCGUCGCUGACGACCGCAUCACCACCCUCUCCAGGCAACAGAUCUUUCCAUCCUAGCGAUUGCGAUCGCAACAGUCUGGGCCAUUACAGAUCCCAUAACAUUCCGCAUGUGGAACACGCGGAAGGCAAUCCUCGCAGUCUGCUCUAUCUGGGUUAUCCCCUUCAUCACGGGUAAUAACCCUCUUCCUGCACCCCCUCCCCCUCGCCCUCCACUGAACGACCAAUUAACAAACCCUACAGGCUUCACGGCCCUCGGGAAAGACUGGUACCACCCGGUCAGCGGAAACUGGUGCUGGAUCCAAAAAAAACCGGCACACCUGCGCUACGUCCUAACCCACGCCUGGCGUUUCUUUGUGAUCAUCUCAGUGAUCAUUCUAUACACCCACUUGCACCUCUUCCUACGCAAGCACUUCAAGGAGGUCCGCGAUGCACGUGGAGGCUCACUUACGGACUCCACGGGCUUGCAAUCGCAGAGCACGUCGCCGGAGAGCUUCACUGCUCACUCCCGCAAAUCCCACAACGUGGGCGAUGACGACGACGAGGCAUCGCUAGGGGAUAUGCCUGCGAAACUUCAUGACAGCAACGGCAGCCGGUCCGCCCCCAGCCACAAUUUAGCCGAGGAGGUGAACACACAUGUUGAGACGACGAUGGAAGUUACGGAGGACCAACUACGCCGCCAGGAUCAGCAGGGACAGAGCAGUCCCUACCCCCAGUCCGCAGCGGGGGUAUCCGCAGCCAGAGGCGCGUACCAUAAGAUGGACACCCGAAAACCACCAAGCCAGGACUCGGAAUUCAAGAAGGUUAAAAAGAUCCUGCUUAUGAGGGCCUACCCCACAUUCUACGUCAUUCUCGUGAUCCCCGGAAUCGUGAAUAGGUUGGUGGAGGCUGCGGGCGGUAGCUCGAGGCCUCUGCAGCUUUUGCAGGCUAGUACCCAAUUCGUUGGAUUAGCGAAUGCCAUCACCUAUGGGUUGAAUGAGAAGAUCCUGGCGCAGCUGAAGAGGAAGUUUGGUCGGGCACCGAAGCCUUCGCCUGGACCCCAUAUGGUGUAG
Molecule: messenger RNA, 1434 nt
Organism: Tuber aestivum (summer truffle)
Lineage: Eukaryota; Fungi; Ascomycota; Pezizomycetes; Pezizales; Tuberaceae
Source: the annotation of a GenBank genome assembly